Gaeumannomyces tritici R3-111a-1 is the source of this 264-nucleotide messenger RNA. RefSeq lists its product as hypothetical. Bases 1 to 264 code for a protein of 87 amino acids. The transcript has 2 exons. The record is from RefSeq and is a predicted model, not a curated record. NCBI's taxonomy places the organism in Eukaryota, Fungi, Ascomycota, Sordariomycetes, Magnaporthales, Magnaporthaceae.
AUGGCCAAGCAGCUCGACGGCGGCGGAGGCCGGCCAGGUAAAAAGGUCAGGUUUGCCGCCCAGGCCGAGGUCGAUGCCGAGAUCCAAAAGGUGAUUUCGGAGGCUAGAGCCGAGCUCAAGGAGCUUGGUGAUGCGGCAAUCGAGAAGGCAGACCGCACAGAAAAGGCAAGUUGUAUUCCAGUGAAGGCGAUGGCAUGUGCGAAGCCUGCUGACAACGGUUCGCAAUCCGAGGCGGAGGCUGCCGACACCGAGCUGUUCGGAUGA